Messenger RNA from Acomys russatus (golden spiny mouse), 4036 nucleotides. It is a transcript of the gene Ctnnd2, whose product is annotated as catenin delta 2. Gene Ontology annotation, cellular component: nucleus; plasma membrane; cytoplasm. Gene Ontology annotation, molecular function: cadherin binding. The coding region runs from base 217 to 3960 and encodes 1247 amino acids. NCBI's taxonomy places the organism in Eukaryota, Metazoa, Chordata, Mammalia, Rodentia, Muridae. The transcript is spliced from 23 exons. The record is from RefSeq and is a predicted model, not a curated record. Gene Ontology annotation, biological process: dendritic spine morphogenesis; cell-cell junction assembly; cell-cell adhesion.
GCGGCCGGGCCGGGCGCUGCGCACUCGCGUCGGGAGCCGCCUCUCGCCUGCCGCGCUCGCCCCUGCUCCCAGCCAGCAUCACUUGUCCCGCGGCCGCGCUCCGACAACAAAAGCGGAGGAUGCUGCAGCUGGGCAAGGUCAGGACCUUGCUCUGAAGCCGGGCGGCGGCGCGCACGCCUUUCCCCUGACUGAGGAGCUGUCUUUGGCGGCGGGUGCAUGUUCGCCAGGAAGCAGUCGGGCGCCGCGCCGUUCGGAGCUAUGCCUGUCCCGGACCAGCCUCCGUCAGCCUCAGAGAAGAACAGCUCCUUGAGCCCAGGCUUGAACACCUCCAAUGGGGACGGCUCUGAAACAGAAACCACCUCUGCUAUUCUGGCCUCUGUCAAAGAACAGGAAUUACAGUUUGAAAGGCUGACCCGAGAGCUGGAGGCUGAACGCCAGAUCGUGGCUAGCCAGCUGGAGCGAUGCAAGCUUGGCUCGGAGGCAGGCAGCAUGAGCAGCAUCAGUUCAGCAGGAGAGCAGUUCCACUGGCAGACGCAAGAUGGUCAAAAGGAUAUCGAAGACGAACUUACGACGGGCCUUGAGCUGGUGGACUCCUGCAUUCGCUCUCUGCAGGAGUCAGGAAUUCUUGACCCACAGGACUACUCCACCAGUGAAAGGCCCAGCUUGCUCUCCCAGAGUGCACUUCAGCUCAAUUCCAAACCUGAAGGGUCUUUCCAGUAUCCGGCCAGCUACCAUAGCAACCAGACCCUGGCCCUGGGUGACACAGCCCCUUCUCAGCUCCCAGCACGCAGCACGCAAGCCCGAGCUGCCAGCCAGAGCUUCAGCCAGGGCACGACCGGCCGCGCGGGGCACCUGGCGGGGUCCGAGCCUGCGCCACCGCCUCCGCCUCCGCGGGAGCCGUUCGCGCCCAGCCUGGGCAGCGCCUUCCACCUGCCGGACGCGCCGCCCGCCGCCGCGGCGCUCUACUACUCCAGCUCCACGCUGCCCGCGCCGCCACGCGGGGGCUCCCCGCUGACCACCACGCAGGGUGGCUCGCCCACCAAGCUGCAGCGCGGAGGCUCGGCCCCCGAGGGCGCCGCCUACGCCGCGCCGCGCGGCUCCUCGCCCAAGCAGUCGCCUAGCCGCCUGGCCAAGUCCUACAGCACCAGCUCGCCCAUCAACAUCGUCGUGUCCUCGGCCGGCCUGUCCCCGAUACGCGUGACCUCGCCCCCCACCGUGCAGUCCACCAUCUCCUCUUCGCCCAUCCACCAGCUGAGCUCCACCAUCGGCACCUACGCCACCCUGUCGCCCACCAAGCGCCUGGUCCACGCUUCCGAGCAGUACAGCAAGCAUUCGCAGGAGCUGUAUGCCACGGCCACCCUCCAGAGACCGGGCAGCCUGGCAGCAGGGUCCCGAGCCUCAUACAGCAGCCAGCAUGGGCACCUGGGCCCUGAGCUGCGGGCCCUGCAGUCCCCAGAGCACCACAUAGACCCCAUCUAUGAAGACCGUGUCUAUCAGAAACCCCCUAUGAGGAGUCUCAGCCAGAGCCAGGGGGACCCUCUGCCGCCAGCACACACCGGAACCUUCCGCACGAGUACAGCCCCAUCCUCCCCUGGUGUCGACUCCGUCCCCUUGCAGCGCACAGGCAGCCAGCAUGGGCCACAGAAUGCCGCCGCAGCCACCUUCCAGAGGGCCAGCUAUGCUGCCGGCCCAGCCUCCAACUACGCAGACCCCUACCGACAGCUGCAGUAUUGUCCCUCCGUUGACUCUCCGUACAGCAAAUCUGGCCCUGCCCUCCCACCCGAAGGCACCUUGGCCCGGUCCCCAUCCAUUGACAGCAUUCAGAAAGACCCCAGGGAGUUUGGAUGGAGAGAUCCAGAGUUGCCUGAAGUGAUACAGAUGCUGCAGCAUCAGUUCCCAUCCGUCCAGUCCAAUGCUGCAGCGUACCUGCAACACCUCUGUUUCGGGGACAAUAAAAUCAAAGCAGAGAUAAGGAGACAAGGAGGGAUACAGCUCCUGGUGGACCUGCUGGAUCACCGGAUGACAGAAGUCCACCGUAGUGCCUGUGGGGCUCUGAGGAACUUGGUGUAUGGAAAGGCCAACGAUGAUAACAAAAUCGCCCUGAAAAACUGUGGUGGUAUCCCAGCGCUGGUGAGGCUCCUCCGCAAGACCACAGACCUGGAGAUCCGAGAGCUGGUCACAGGAGUCCUUUGGAACCUCUCAUCAUGUGAUGCACUCAAAAUGCCAAUCAUCCAGGAUGCCCUGGCAGUUUUGACCAAUGCGGUGAUUAUUCCUCACUCAGGCUGGGAAAACUCACCUCUUCAGGAUGAUCGGAAAAUACAGCUGCAUUCGUCACAGGUGCUGCGCAACGCCACUGGGUGCCUAAGGAAUGUAAGUUCAGCUGGAGAGGAGGCCCGCCGAAGGAUGCGGGAGUGUGAUGGGCUCACAGACGCCUUGCUGUAUGUGAUUCAGUCUGCGCUGGGGAGCAGUGAGAUCGAUAGCAAGACCGUUGAAAACUGUGUGUGCAUCUUGAGGAACCUCUCAUACCGGCUAGCAGCAGAAACGUCUCAGGGACAGCACAUGGGCACAGACGAGCUGGACGGACUGCUCUGCGGGGAGGCCAAUGGCAAGGAUGCGGAGAGUUCUGGGUGCUGGGGCAAGAAGAAGAAGAAAAAGAAAUCACAAGAUCAGUGGGAUGGAGUAGGACCUCUUCCAGACUGUGCAGAACCACCAAAAGGGAUCCAGAUGCUGUGGCACCCAUCCAUAGUCAAACCCUACCUCACACUGCUCUCUGAGUGCUCAAACCCAGACACGCUGGAAGGGGCAGCAGGCGCCCUGCAGAACUUGGCUGCAGGGAGCUGGAAGGGCUGGGCUGAGGAUGUGGCAGGCAUGGCGUAUGCCCUACGUUCACUGCCAGAGGGGGCUCCCUGCCUGCCACAGUGGUCUGUGUAUAUCCGAGCCGCUGUCCGGAAAGAGAAAGGCCUGCCCAUUCUUGUGGAACUUCUCCGAAUAGACAACGACCGUGUAGUGUGUGCAGUGGCCACGGCACUCCGGAACAUGGCCCUGGAUGUCAGAAACAAGGAACUCAUCGGCAAAUAUGCCAUGCGAGACCUGGUCCACCGGCUUCCUGGCGGGAACAACAGCAACAAUGCAGGGAGUAAGGCCAUGUCAGAUGACACGGUGACGGCCGUGUGCUGUACCCUGCAUGAAGUGAUUACCAAGAACAUGGAGAAUGCCAAGGCCUUACGGGAUGCUGGCGGCAUCGAGAAGUUGGUUGGCAUCUCCAAAAGCAAAGGAGAUAAGCACUCUCCAAAGGUGGUCAAGGCUGCAUCUCAGGUCUUAAACAGCAUGUGGCAGUACCGAGACCUGAGGAGUCUGUACAAGAAGGAUGGAUGGUCACAGUAUCACUUUGUAGCCUCAUCUUCAACCAUCGAGAGGGAUCGGCAAAGGCCCUACUCCUCCUCCCGCACACCCUCCAUCUCUCCUGUGCGUGUGUCUCCCAACAACCGCUCAGCAAGUGCCCCCGCUUCACCUCGGGAAAUGAUCAGCCUCAAAGAAAGGAAAACAGACUAUGAAUCUACUGGCAACAACGCCGCUUACCAUGGAACUAAGGGAGAGCACACUUCCAGAAAAGACGCCAUGACAGCUCAAAACACUGGAGUUUCAACUUUGUAUAGGAAUUCAUAUGGUGCGCCCGCUGAAGACGUCAAACACAACCAGGUUUCUGCACAGCCCGUGCCCCAGGAGCCCAGCAGGAAAGACUACGAGCCCUACCAGCCGUUUCAGAAUUCCACACGAAAUUACGAUGAGUCCUUCUUUGAAGACCAGGUCCAUCACCGCCCUCCAGCCAGCGAGUACACCAUGCACCUGGGCCUCAAGUCCACCGGCAACUAUGUUGACUUCUACUCCGCUGCCCGUCCUUACAGUGAACUGAACUAUGAAACGAGCCACUACCCGGCCUCGCCUGACUCCUGGGUGUGAGGAACCAGGACACGAGGCACUCCGGGAACAGUGCAUGUGCAUGCAUACCACACGACAUUCAGUUUCUUUUCUUUUU